This is a messenger RNA of Blepharisma stoltei, 786 nucleotides long. NCBI's taxonomy places the organism in Eukaryota, Ciliophora, Heterotrichea, Heterotrichida, Blepharismidae. The record is from the annotation of a GenBank genome assembly.
AUGGAAAAGGCGAGGACGAAGACUUACCAGACCUUCACAAAUGAAAAAAAGAUAGAAAUUUGUGAAUUCUACCUUAAGCACAAGGCAGAAGGGAUCCCUAUGAGAGCGGUGGGAGAGAAGUUUAGCAUGGAUCACUUCUGCCACAUCUCCACCUGGCUUCGUCAACUUGGCUACAUACGGAAUGGAUCUCCCGAAGGAAAGAGAGUAAAAACGCAGCCUUUUACGAAAUUCCCAAUGCUUGAAAAGGAAUUGAUGCAAUGGCUAAUUUCAAUGAGGCAGCAUGGGCAAGUGGUGCUGAGAGCGACCAUAGAAAAGCGUGCUCGUGAGUUGGCGGUAGAAAUGGGAUUGGCGCAAUUCAAAUGCGGGCAAGGAUGAUGGGAUGGAUUCAGGCAAAGAAAUGGGCUGGCAUAUCGCAAAAUCAAUGCGUCAAGCAUAAAGCCCCUGGAGAAAGAAGCAGAGCUUGUAGGCCAGUACCUUGAUGACUUGGAGCCAUUGCUGCGUCGGUACAAUCCAGAUAGCAUCUUCAACUUUGAUGAUACUAGAUUUGAAUGGGACAUGAGCAGCAAGCACACUUACGACUUCAAGGGAGCCAAGAGAGUUGUAGGCGUGCACUCUGCCAAAGUUGGCCAUGCCAUCACUGUGCUUCUCAUGAUUAGGGCAGAUGGACUCAGAUUGCUGCUUUGCUUGUCUUCAAAGAGCGAAAUGGCCAAAUCCCUUACAAUGUGAGGGAGCAUCUGAUUAUCCCCGACAACGCCAUCGUCAAAGCAAACUCGUCAGGCUAUUUAA